GCUUAUCCUAGUAGUCCUGCUUGUUUUGCUCCCCUCACAGGUCCAUGCCUUCGGUGCCGGCAGUAUGUAUUAUCGUGCCUCAUCAGGCCAUGUUCACCAUACGGAAUGGAAGUGCUGAUGCUCUAUAGAUAUCGCAUCUAUUUCUGCUGUUGAAGGAAAAAACUGGCGCCAUGGCGAUAUCGAGGAUAUGCUCAAAACAAUCGCCUUCAUCAAAGGCCACAAGUGGACUUCGAUGAUGGUCAAGCGGGUAUACUUUGGAAACUGGCUAAGAGACUACUCCCAAGCAAUGGACGUUGGAACUCUUAAGAAUCUCCCUGCGGAUACGAUUCGCAUUCUCGUCUGGAUCCUCGCUUUCCUCAGCUUUGGCUAUGCUACGGAGGAGUUUGAAGUCACAUCGGAAAGGUUGGGGGUAUAUCGUCCGGAGGAGCAUAUUGACAACCCGAAAGACUACGCAGACAACAUAGAUGCCCGUCAAUAUGACUCUCGCCUUCGUCCUCCAGUCCGCCAGGUUGAGCUCGAUAUCGAUCCGCAGACCGGAAUGAAGAACUAUAUUGCCAAUGAGCAUGGAGACUGGGCUACAAGCUCUGCCUACGUCAAGUACAGCAUGAGCCGUAGUAUCCACUAUGGAAGAAUGUAUACCAACGGAGGCCACCACAAGGGCAAGGAAGAGGAUCUCUGUGAGGCCUUGAGAUGCCUAGGCCAGGGUCUUCACACGUUAGAAGACUUCGGGGCUCACACAAACUACUGCGAGCUGGCCCUGCGAGAAAUGGGAUUCCACAACGUAUUCCCCCACACGGGUACAGCAACGCAGAUAAACCUCCAUGGACACCAUGUAUUCCCAUUGGUGACGGGUACUUUCGGUAUGGUCGAUUUCUUCCACUCCGUGCUCGGAGAGGCUACGGAUCACUUCACUCAAUCAGAGGUUAAUGAAAUGGACAUUGCUCUUGGAAAUGCCGAGGCGAAUGCUUCUUCAGGUCCACUGAACAAUUUGACGGGGCUUCUAGGAAAGAUUCCUGGUACAAAGGACCUAGUUACGGAAGCACAACACCUUAAGCAAGUAUCAGAUGCCCAGGAGCAUGCCAACAGCAGUCGUGGUAUCCACAUGGGCUACCCUGAUACCGGAAGUUCGCGGGGCUUUGAAGCUCAGGGUCAUGGCUAUGAUCAAGGAAGCGGCUGGGCAGUGGACGAUCCCUACAGCCAGAGCCGUGCUCCAGGGCCAGGAGGAGUCCCAUCCCAGACGGGAGGCAAGCCUCCCUCGGGUUUGCCAGGAUUACCAGAUUUCGAUCCGCAGAAGACCAUUAAGCAGAUAUAUCCUAUCCUGCAGUUUAGGGACAAGGUUGUUCGGACUGUUUCAUCGAUAAUCGAGAAGAUCCCAGGUCUGGAGGCCUUAGUCGAAAAGAUCAGCGAGACCGUGACGGUCUUCGUUAUGUCUCUCCUGGCGCCCUUUAUCCGCCCUAUCAUCAACGCAGCAUCUAAGUCUCUGCAGACCGGAUCCGCUGGUGUCAUUGAUGCAUCGGGACAGCACCAAUAUGAACCUUGGACUGACCCUCAUUGCACCGACCCUACACACUCGCUGCUGUCUAAGGACCACUUUUCCAAUAUCCUUAAUGAGCCUGCUGGCAAUGUUGCCGCUGAGAUCCUCAAAUAUGCCGCUUCCCGGGUUCUGUAUGCCUGGCAGCACAUCGAUAUCCCUGUGGAAAAGGUAAUGGACGACAUUAUGCAUAUCUUUCAUCAUCCAGCUCUAAGAGACAUGAACAACGAGGUGCACCGGAACAUGUUUGAGGCAGUUCAGAACUGGGUUCAUUCUCGACCCGACCGCGGAGCCAGCUUUAACGACAUCCUCAGUGCAGAGGGCGUCAGAGCGGGAAAGAAUCAGACGGGUGGUGAUGCCCAUGGCCAUGGCCACAGUCAUGGAGCCGGUCAUUCUCAUGGUGGCAGCAGCUUUCCCGCUCUUGGAGGAGCUGGAGCUGGCUAUAGCCACGGCAGCUAUCCUCAAGCUCAAUCAUCCGGCGGAUCCUCCCUGCCCUGGGAGAAGCUUAACAAACUGCCUAUUCCAGGUCUGUCUGAGUUGAGCAAGAUAGAGGGCAAACUUUCAAGCUUCCUCGGCGGUGGCUCCAGCCGCGAGGCCGAAUCGAGACCUUACCCAGGUGAACAUCAACCAGCUCCGCCGCCGGGUGGUCAGUAUGGAGGUUACCAACAACCCCCUCCCCCUCAGCAAUACGGAGCCGGUCCAGGGCCAAGCUAUCCUCCUCAAGGCGGAUAUGAGUCCUACCACCACAGUCCAGGUCCUUAUGCUCCCGGGCCUUAUCCUCCACCAGAGCACAACCCGCAACAAUACGGCUACCAUCAAAGAUCUGGCUAUGAACACAACCCCAGCCACAGUCACGGUCAUCACCCUCAUAGUCAUCAUGGCCAUAAUCAAGGCUACGGCCACCAAGGUCCAGACUACGGACAUGCUGGUGGCCAAGGCGGCUAUGGAUACUGAUUGGUAUCAUUGAUACGACUCACGACUUUAUGUCAAUGUCCAAAUAACUCAAUUAUCUGUAUUUAUUACCCAUUAAAAACCUUCGUGUAUCUACUAUUCCUUUUUCUCUCAUUAUCUCUCCCAUUCGAUGCCAGCACUCAAAAUAGAAUGCGUAAGCAUUAUUGACACCACUUUCAACAAAGCUUUGAUAAA
Paecilomyces variotii is the source of this 2677-nucleotide messenger RNA. Its product is annotated as HET-C domain protein HetC. Lineage: Eukaryota; Fungi; Ascomycota; Eurotiomycetes; Eurotiales; Thermoascaceae. The transcript is spliced from 3 exons. The record is from RefSeq and is a predicted model, not a curated record. Bases 188 to 2485 code for a protein of 765 amino acids.